AUGAAUGCUGCACGACCUGGCGGUUCCGUGCCUGGACGUCAGUAUAUCAACCGCAACAGAGAAGCUGGGCAUUGGAGGCUAUACGAAGACUACUUUUCAGAUGAUCCUACCUACGGUCCAACUUUCUUUCAUCGCAGGUUUGUAAAUGGUCUAUUUUUGUUUGUUCGUCAUUUUUGUUCAUCCUCUUGGGUUCGGCUGAUUCUUAUUACUUUCUUCAGGUUUAGAAUGGCCCGUUCUCUUUUUCUUCGCAUACUGCAAGCUGUGGAACAACAUGAUAAUUAUUUUGUGCAGAAAAGAGAUAGAAACGGACGUCUUGGGUUAUCUCCUUUGCAGAAGAUAACCGCAUCAUUUAGGAUGCUAACUUAUGGAUUAGCAGCAGAUGCUAUUGAUGAUUAUAUUCGGAUUGGAGAAAGUACUGCUAUAGAGAGUCUUAAAAGGUUUGUGAAAGCUAUUAUUGAAGUCUUCGGUGAUGAGUACCUGAGAUCCCCAAAUAAUAAUGAUACAGCUAGAUUACUUGCAAUUGGAGAGCAAAAUGGCUUUCCCGGUAUGCUUGGAAGCAUAGAUUGCAUGCAUUGGAAGUGGAAGAAUUGCCCUGCAGCAUGGCAAGGUCAGUUUACCGGCCAUGUGCACGAACCCACCAUUAUUCUAGAAGCCGUUGCUUCACAUGAUCUUUGGAUUUGGCAUGCCUUCUUUGGUUUACCAGGAUCUCACAAUGAUAUUAAUGUUCUUCACCGUUCUCAUCUAUUUGCAAAGCUAGCUGAAGGGCACGCUCCAAAAGUGAACUACACCAUCAAUAGUCAUAAUUAUACAAUGGGGUAUUACCUUGCAGAUGGCAUAUAUCCUCAAUGGGCCACAUUUGUUAAGCCAAUACCAUCUCCACAAGGGAAUAAGAGGAAAUAUUUUACGAAAGUACAAGCAGCAAUGAGGAAGGAGGUGGAACGAGCAUUUGGAGUUCUGCAAGCUCGUUUUGCCAUUGUUCGUGGGCCAGCAAGAUUUUGGGAUCAAGACACACUAGGACAAAUCAUGACAGCUUGUAUCAUCAUGCAUAAUAUGAUCGUUGAAGAUGAGCGAGAUGCAGAAGGUGACCACCAUUUUGAUGAGAUGGGAGAAGUUGUGACAGUUUCCCAUCGUCCUACGGCUGAACUGCAAGCGUUUCUUCAAACUCAUCAAGCCAUUACUAACAGGGAAACUCACUCACAGCUUCGUGAUGAUCUAGUCGAGCACCUGUGGGAAAAAUAUGGAGGGGUGUAG
Messenger RNA from Phragmites australis (common reed), 1251 nucleotides. RefSeq lists its product as uncharacterized. The record is from RefSeq and is a predicted model, not a curated record. The transcript has a single exon. The coding region runs from base 1 to 1251 and encodes 416 amino acids. NCBI's taxonomy places the organism in Eukaryota, Viridiplantae, Streptophyta, Magnoliopsida, Poales, Poaceae.